Messenger RNA from Rosa chinensis, 4195 nucleotides. Its product is annotated as peroxidase 16. Gene Ontology annotation, biological process: response to oxidative stress; hydrogen peroxide catabolic process. NCBI's taxonomy places the organism in Eukaryota, Viridiplantae, Streptophyta, Magnoliopsida, Rosales, Rosaceae. The transcript is spliced from 4 exons. The record is from RefSeq and is a predicted model, not a curated record. The coding region runs from base 93 to 3521 and encodes 1142 amino acids. Gene Ontology annotation, molecular function: ADP binding; protein binding; peroxidase activity.
CUUUCCUUAGUUUCGUUUCUUCAUCUUUGAAACGUUGUUAUUCCAGUCAAAAAAAAAAAACCAAAAAACACAAAAGAUUAGUAGUGAAAGAAAUGGACGUUAUUCUGGCAUUGGUACAACCAUUGGCACAACCAUUGGCAGAAUGGGCAGUGAAACCAAUUCGGCGACGCUUGAGUUAUGUGUUUCACUACAAGAGCAACAUUGAGCAUCUCAACGAACAGGUUGUGCAGCUGCGUGAAAAGAGAGAAGGAGUGGACCUGGAGGUGAAACCUGCGCAAGAUGCUUUAAUGACUAUUGAUCCCAGAGUUGAUCGCUGGCUGGGCGAGGUACACAGAGUCUUAGAAGAAAAGGACAAGGAGACGUGUUUCAGUGAAGAAAAUGUAGCGGCAAAGGCAGCGUGCUGUAAUGGGUGGCUUCCAAAUAUCAAGUGCCGUUAUUCUUUGGGAAAGAAAGCUAAAAAGAUGACUGAGAAAGUGGAUAAUCUUCUUGCUGAAAAUCUCGGGACUAUAGCGCAUCCUGCUUCUCACCCAGAGGUGGAAUUCCAACCCGGAAGCAACUUCCAUGAAGGUGCCAGCUCCUCUGCAGGAACAUCAACCCAAGAACAGCCACCUGCAUCUGUAGGAAAGAUUAUUAAUUUUGAUUCGAGGAUAACAACCAUUAGAGAUGUGACGGAAGCUCUCAAGGGGGAUCAAUUCAAUCCGAUUAUCAUUUGCGGCAUGGGCGGCAUCGGGAAGACAACAUUGAUGGGGCAAGUCUUUGACAAAGCAAAGGAAGAAGGUCUGUUCGAUGAGUAUACAAAGGCAACCUUAUCUCUUGACAAAGCUCCUGACGUGAUUCAGAUUCAAGGCGAACUUGCAGAAUAUCUAGGCAAGAACAUCUUUGAGGAUGAAAAAGAGAGAGGUCCAAGAGCAAGUAAGCUACGUGCAAGAUUAUCCCAAGGCAGCAAGAAGAUCCUUGUAAUGUUAGACAAUGUUUCCACAACAACCCCAGACUUUUUGUGGGACAUAGGGAUUCCCCUUAGUUGUAAACUUUUGGUGACAUCAAGACAACAAGAUCUAUUCAAGGACAUGGACACAAGAAAGAAUUUCCCCAUUCAUGGUUUGCCGGAUACUGAUGCAUGGAGUCUAUUUAAGAAGACAGCAGGAAGUUCUAUCGAAUCUGAUCGAGAGUUAGAAGUUGUAGCAAAAGAGGUUUUGAAGGAAUGUGCUGGGUUGCCCAUUGCAAUUUCAACUGUUGGAACGGCACUAAAAGGUGAAAACAUUGCAGUUUGGACGAAUGCACUGAGUGAACUGAAGAAGGCUAGCCCAGAAAACGUUCCAGGAGUGAUAGAACAUGUGUAUGGCAAAAUCAAGUUCAGCUAUGAAUGUUUACCAAGCAAGGAAGCCAAAUCAUGCUUUUUGCUGUGUUGCAUAUUUGAAGAAAGCGCUUAUAUAGAGAUAGAAGAUUUGGUUAGAUAUGGGCUCGGUCUCAAGCUCUUUAAAGGCAUUGAUUCAAUGGUUGAAGGAAGAAACCGUAUGGAGACAUUGGUUCAGAUACUCAAAAAUCGCUUUUUCUUGUUAGAGAGCGAUGUGCCAGAGUGUGUGAGAAUGCAUGAUGUGGUGCGUGAUGUUGCCAUGCAUAUAGCUUCUGAAGAGUUUGUAGAAAAGAAAAAUGAUGGGGUUGAAAAGAGAAUUGUGGUGAGAGACAAAGCAGUAACUUUGAAGUUGAUGGAUUGGCCUAAGGAUAGUGCUUCUGAGCGAUCUAUUUAUUGCAGUUCACUGAGUAUCAGUGGGCAUUGUCAGCUUUUAUUGUUGAGAAAUCUAUCUAGAGUUAAAUCUCCAUUGGAGCCUCCAUCCUCAAUUUUCAAUAGAAUGGAAGAUCUCAAGGUUCUAGCAAUAAUUGAGGAGGACAAGUGGUCUAGUUUUUUUCAAGAAACCAGCAAAAUGCUUAUGUUGUCACUAGUGUCAUCAGUUACAGUUUUGAAAAACUUUCAAACACUGCGUCUGGAGGGGUGCGAUCUGGAGUGUGAUGUAUCUGUCAUUGGUGAGCUAAGGACACUCAUGAUACUCAGUUUGCGAGAAUCCAACAUCAAGCAAUUGCCUGAUACAUUUAAAAAUUUGUCUAAUCUGAGAUUGCUUGAUUUGUCCGAAUGUAGGAAGCUUCAAAUAAUCCCACCAGGUGUGAUAUCAAGUUUAUCCCGACUAGAAGAAUUGUACAUGUCGGAAAGCUUUUACAAUUGGGUGGUUGAUAAACUAGUCUCGACCGAAACAACCAAUUGGAUAUCUCAAUUGGAUGCUGAAGAAAGAGCUGGAUCCGAAGAAGUGGACAAGUGGAAGAGAACCAACACAUUGGCGGUUGAACAACCAGCCAACCAAGAGGAGAUUAAUGGGCUUCUUGAAGAAUGUGAAGAGAGGAGAAGGUGGGCCAAGUCCAUGGACUGGACAAGUGGGAUACUUUCAGAACUACUUUCCUUGUCCGGUUUGACUCGUUUAACUGUUUUUCUACCACCGCUUGAUAUUCUGCUGACAACCGAUGUACUGGGCAAGAAGCUGGAAAGAUUUCAGAUCUCUUUAGGAUGGACUAAUCCAUGGACUAAUCUAUGGAGAUUUGAAGUCCCGCCGCCUUCUGAGAACUACUUGAGAGUUGCCGAUCUUGAUGCAAGCUCACUCGUGGGUAGUAAUAUCAGUUGGUUGCUAAACAAAACUAACGAGUUUGUGUUAAGCAUGAAGAAUUUGACAGAUCCUCUGAAUGUCUUCGAUUUUGCAAACUUGAAUUGUCUUGAACUCUACGGCUGUGAUGCUCUGGAAUAUCUGAUUGACGUGACACGUGUAAACCCCGCUACUCCACGCAGUACCGUCUUUCCCGGCUUGGAGUCACUGGUAGUCAUUGGUGCAACAAGGCUCAAGGAGAUUUGUCAUGGUGAGCUGCUCCACACCAAGAUUCCAGUCUUAAGAAGUCUAGUAGCGAUGUCAAUUGGGGGUUGUCAUAGUUUGAGAACUCUGCUCUCUCCUUCAAUCGCCAGAGGUCUUGUGAAGCUCAAAGCACUAAGUAUCUUUGGCUGCGAGAAGAUUGAAGAGAUAGUAGCAGCAGCAGCAGAGGGUGAUGAAGAAACAGAGGAUGACAACAUCUUCCCUCAGCUGACAGAAUUGUCGCUUAAAAAUCUACCUAAUCUCAGAACUCUGCUCUCCCCUUCAAUCGCCAGAGGUCUUGUCAAGCUCGAAACACUAGAGAUUGAAAACUGCGAGAAGAUUGAAGAGAUAGUAGCAGCAGCAGCAGAGGGUGAUGAAGAAACAGAGGAUGACAACAUCUUCCCUCAGCUGACAGAAUUGUCGCUUCACAAUCUACCCAAUCUCAGAAGCUUUUCGCAAGGCAAAUGUAAUUUCAAAUGGCCGCUAGUGAAAUUUAUAAGAAUCAGGGGAUGCUGCAAUAUGAAGAAGUUUUGUUUCGGAUCCGUCAGCAUACCAUGGGAAGUGCGAUUGGACGUCAGCGAUGUUGGUGAGAAUGUUUUGCAGGAGCUGAAGAACAGUAGAAAAGAAAAAUGAUGGAUCAGGGCCCUCUAAAAUCUAACUAGUUCAAUAAGGAUUGGCCCAUUUCCAGCCUUCCCGCGCAGACAGGGACGCCUGCUUCUCCUUCUUCAAAAUCACGACUCACCAACCGGAGUGUAGACAUUGCCCACCAGGUGUUCGAUGAAAUGGCGCUUAGGGACUACUUCAACUCUCAUGGAUGGGCCAUCAUGAUAGUUGCUUAUGCCCAAAAUGCCAAUUCAUUCCCCAGAGGCCUUGCCGCACCAACACCAAUACCAUGCAUAAAUAUAGAUACAGAAAUCCAAAAUGGAUUUGAGUCACAGUCCCACUAAAGCAAAGGAGCAAUUACUUUAAUGUGACCAUGACGAAGAGUCUAGGAGACCCUAAAACCAGCCAAACAUCUUAAUCAGUAGUAGCUACUAGCUAAGUAGCUAGGCCAGGCAUGCUCGCCAAAUGCCAAUUGUCACGGCCUGUUUUUCAAACUUCACCCCCCCUUUUCACCCAGACAUUCCUUUAUGGGUCUUAUUUUACUAUUCCCUUGCUUACUCCAUGCCUCACUUACUAUCCCAAUGCCUCUCCAAAGGUUCUUUACAGAUAGAUAGAACCAACCCAACCCACCUCCCAUCAUGCUUUAAUAUUCAAACAUAACAAUUGCAAUCAAGAAAAACCCCAACUUCUUCAAGUUUUAAUUA